GGGAUAUGCUUUGCCUCAUGUCUUCUGCCGGUCAUUGCUUUGUGCUCUACAGUCUCCAUUCUCUCAGUUCCGACGCAAACAAACCAGCUGAAGACGGAGAACAAAUAGACUUUAGACUUUCUCUCGUCGACGACAACAUUGAUAAUGGAGAAUUAGAGGCUGAGUUGAAGCUUUUUGUAACACAUCGAUUGGCGAAGGGACUAGCGUUUGAUGGUAGUGGAAUUGCAACGGUUUUUGAUUCCAAGUCAUCAAUUAUGUGCUACUACUGUUGGCUGCAAUUGGAUGAAAUGACUGCAACUACCGAGUCAAAUCAAAAGACGAGUGUGAAGGACGUGAAACCGAACGGGUUUGUUGUCUGCUUUCUGUCGUCAUUAGGACUCGAUCUGUUUUGUUCCGAGUUGAACGCAUAUUGUGGAAAAUUGAGGCAUCUGUUGAUGAAUUGUAGAAAUGUAGCAAUUACCGAGGAAGUGAAAGAUGUCCUCACUAACUGGUACGACCGAAACGUACUUUAUUUGUGCCGUUGCGUCCAGAAGCUUAGAGCUGGACUUCCUUCCAUCAUAUACGCUGCUUUGAUGGGCAUUGCUGUUGAUAUCAAUGGUGGUAGUAGGUGUGAUGAGGAUGACAUCACGAGAUUUAUAGACAACUGCAGUGUAUCUGCAUUACUGCAAGACAAACAUCAAGUUGACGUGGCGACUGUUCCUUCGACUUCACUGCUUGUUGAUUUGACUGGCGGGCAAGAAGAGUCGGACACGUGCAAGAGUCUUACUGUGACAGUUUUGGAGUCAGCUUUUAAAGUGUCAUCAAAGGAAACCAAUAAAUUCUGUAAGAAUUGGUCGAUUGAGAUGCAAGGCGAUGAAGAAGAGAACAAGCCCAGAUAUCUGCGGCAAGUUGUCGAGAGCUUCAAACUGAAAGUGAUUCAAGACUUGAACAAUCUCAAGAGGCUCAUCAGACAAGCAGAAAUCGAUCACUACGCUUUGUUUAGAUCUUUCAUUUUUCUAAGAGAGUGUGGAAAUGCUUCUCCUCUACUUCGACUGUGUCGUCAAGAGACACAGGCACCAUCAGCAGUUGACGCUCGUAACAUACUCGACAUUCUUGAAGAACACAUGCAGAGAGAAGGAAUCGUAGCACAGACAACUAGACGCAACGAUGUUGCAUAGUUUUUUUUACAUAGAAGCGUACAGUAAAGUAUUAGAGUAUAGAGUUGAAAUAGUGUUGACUAGAAACAAACAGCUACAAUGCUAUGCAAAUCUAAUUACCAGUUUGAAGUGUUGGGUUGUCAGGGCAUG
Messenger RNA from Corticium candelabrum, 1286 nucleotides. RefSeq names its product protein Njmu-R1-like. The record is from RefSeq and is a predicted model, not a curated record. Lineage: Eukaryota; Metazoa; Porifera; Homoscleromorpha; Homosclerophorida; Plakinidae. Gene Ontology annotation, cellular component: trans-Golgi network. The coding region runs from base 6 to 1157 and encodes 383 amino acids. The transcript has 13 exons.